AUGUUAACAUAAAUUUUAAUUUUUCCAAUUUUCAUCUCUUUGGCAUGCUUUUCUAUGAAUGAAAAGCUCCUCUAUGUAAUUACAUAGAAUGAAACAAUAAGAUUAAAUUUAUCUUAAGUGUUUAUUGGCAAUAACAUAGUGUAUUCUACAAUACAAACAGAUUUUGACAUAAUCUAACCAUUCGACGAAUAUGAUAAACUAGAAUUACCUGAAUAAACAUAUCCCAUUAGUUUUAAACCAUUACUUAAUACCAACAAAAAAUGGCUGAAUUAAUUUGCAUACAUGGCAGAAAACUUCAUUUCUGUAAAUAUUACAUAUUCCAAUCCAUAAAUUAACUUAAAUACUCCAUAAUUUAGAACAGUUUUAUAUAUAGAAAAGCAAGAUCUAUCUUUGAAUUGCUUUGAUUUUGAUUAUUUCAAGGAUGAUAGUUUUAUUAUUGUGUGUUAAAAAGAGACCCAAAACUUAGUGUACAUCCAUAAUAAAAAUGGAGAAUUAUUAAAUUAGAUUGAACUUGAAAACUUUCUCAAUGUAAAAUCUAUUUAAAUUACUAAUACUUUGAAAUAUUUUUACAAAUUGGAAAGCAAUUAAUCCCAAUCAGUUCUUUCGAUUUAUAAAUGGAAUGAAGAUUACACUAAAUUAGAUCUUAAAUCACAGAUAAACAAUUCAACAGUUCAUUUGCUAUUUCCAUAAAAAGAAUCUAUAUCCCUCAAGAUAAAUCAGUACAAAAUAUUAAAGAAUAAUGAAAUUUACUUCCUUGAUUAAACUUUGGGCCUGUUCAAAUAUGAAAGUAAUCAAGCAACAGCAAUUAAGGCAGAUAAGAUUAUAUCUUUUGAUAUAGAUGAAGAGAAUGGGUUUUUGAUUUUCCUUCAAACUUAAAAAAUCAUAGUAUAUCAACAUUAACAUUAUAUUCAAACUAUUUCUUUGGAUUUCAAUGUGGAUGAGAAAGGCAAGGUUCACAUCUCAGGACAAUAUAUCAUUUUGCAUAACACAGGAUACUUCUCAAGCUAUAGUAUUUAUUCUGGAUAUCUACUCCAAAAGAUCAAUAGCGAAGGUAUUAUAACUUAUUUAUGCUCAUAACAUUAUUUACUUACGCUUUCAAACGAGUAUUCACAUUUUUAUCUACUAAAUAAUGGAUACCUACUGUUAAAUACAGAUGAUAGUGAAACAAUUAAUACAUAUCAGUAAUUUACAAUUUAAGGAAAAGAUAUUCAUGGUUCAUGCAACACUUCUAUUACUUUGCAAACUAUAUAAGAAAAUUAAGAAACACUUAUAUCUGAUCAUGAGAAUAAAUCAAUUACUAUUGGAUCUCCUUUUCAUUAAUAAGAAUUGUAAUUGAUGAUAUCAGGGCCAAAUUAAAAUUAUGUAUGUAUAUCAGAUUGUUCCAUCUAAUAAAUUUCAAACUAUCCUUUUAAUAUUUAAUUCAAAGAUUCAAUAAUCUAUUAAGAUGUUGUAAAAAUCGAUAAUAUUUAUUAUUAUUUACUACAAUAAUUUUAAAAUACUUAACAAUUGCAUAUAAAUAAAUGCGAAAUAUAAACUUAAUUAAUCUGUACAAUUUAAUCAGCAAUGUAAAUCAAGAUCAAUCUUAAUGAAGACAACUUUUAAUCAUAGUUGAUAGAUAAAAUACUUUAUUUUGUAGUGUUAGAGACUUAAAAAACGGUUUCCUUAUAGACUGCUAAUAGUACAAUAAAGCAACUUGUUCUUGAGAAAUCUGUUAAAUAAGUACUAUUUGAUCAUUCAUCAUUAUAUCUGGUAUUUGAUAAUUAAAUCCGGUUUUAUCAAAAUAUAAUAAAAAGUGAUGAUUAUAUUUUGAUUGAUGAAUCAUUUUUUAAUAUGUGUUCUUACAAUAUCAAUUUCGAACCUCAAAGAUUAUACAUUAAUUCAAAGAGAGACACAAUGCUUAUAAAUAAUAAAAACAGCUUAUUGAUUACAAAUUUAUUUACUGAUUUUUACAUCAAAUAUUACCUAAAUCUUGAAAUAAGCGAAACUGAUUUCCUUGCAAUAUCAGAUUAGACAUUUAUUUUAAUAAAAGAUAAUAUCAUAUUUGAAUAUAACUUUUACUAAGAAGUGUAUUUGAUCCAUAAAAUUCCUACUUAUUCAUAACAAUUAUUUUAACCAAUAAAUGCCAAAUGUAUAAAUAAUUAUUUAUUGAUUCAAACUGAAUAGUAGGAGAUACUAGUGUAUCAGUUCAAUACUUAAGCUCAUAAUUCUUUAAAGUUUCAAAUAUCAAUUAGCACUACGAAUAUAAAGAUCUAAAAAUAAAAAAUUAUAAUAUCUCCUUUCGUAUCAAAUAAGCAGUUAUUUGUAAUUUUAUACUAAAAUGAAUUUAUACUAAAACAGAUUCAUUAAAAUCCAAUCAUAUCAUAUCAAUUUGAAUAAUAAAAUAAUAGAUAUAUCUAGGAAAUGACAGCAAUAAUAUAGGUGCAUAACAAAAAGUAGAGCUUAGAAAUACAUUAAUCAAUAAAAUAGAUUAAUACAUUUACAUAAAUAGAACUUCUUGAAAAGGAACUCAAAGACAAAAACAAAUUACACCUACAUAAGUAUGAAUUGAAAAUACCUAUGAUUCAUAAAUGGUAUGAAGGUCAGGUAAUAGAUUUCAUUGCUGAAAGUGAGAUUAAGGAUGUAGUAACAAUCCAAAAUCUAAUAGAAAAGACAGAUGAUUAAUUAUCAAAUGGAUUGCAAUUUAAUAAUCUAAUAUCCCUAAACAAUGUAACUCAAUUGUUACAAGGAGCUUAAUCAUUUAUGUUAUUAGAUUCAUAAUUCGAAUUAACUUCGCUCAUUAAUUUAGAUGUUAAGCCCUAAUUCACUUGCACAUACACAUUUUAAGAUAACGUUUUCUAUUACACGUUGUGCAAUAGUUUGACUGAAUCCUACCUUCAUAUUACUAAAGUUGAUGAUGGUUUCCCUUUAGGAUUCCUAUAUUAAUUUGAGGGUUUAACUAAGAAGAUUGGAUGCAUAAAUAAAAAGAUCGUAUUUUUGACUGGAAACACAUUAAGAAUUGGAGAUAUUGUAAUUGAGAAUGGUUAAUUUUCUAUUAAGAAUAUAAUUUAAAUCAAUGAAAUUUAUCUAAAGUUACAAAGUCUAUUUCAUACAGUAGAUUUUGACAUUAUUUAGAGUGAAGGAGAUGAAUUCAUCGUUUAACUUUUAGAUAAAACUGGUCUGGUGGGAAUAUUGCGGGGAAUCUAUAAAGAAAACAAUUACGUAGUAUUUAACAUUAAGACUUUUGAUACAAAAUACCUCAUAAAAAAAAAUAAUUACUCAAUUCUAAGUGAUACUUCAUUCAUUUUUAUAAAAACUUUGUAUCACUCCAAGAAUUUUAUUCAAAACCUAAGAUUUCUCAUUCUAACUAAUAAUGCUGGAUCAUAUGGAAUUAGGAUUGUAUAUGAUGAUGAGAGUAAUCCCUUUUUGGAGUUCAUGAUCAUUUAGUAUGGAUUUUGGGAAACAUAGAGGUUUGAUAUUGGAAAUAACAUAAUUUCAAUUUCUUAUAAGAAUGAAAAUAAGGUCUUAAUCGGAGUAUAUAAAAUUAAUUUCAAUAUAAAAUCAGUUGAAUUUGAAUAAUUAAAAAUAGUAUCAGGCUUGCAGAUUGAAUAAUCGUAAUAGGAUCCUGUAUUCUUUUUCUUGAAGGGUAAUAAUCUAAUGGUUGAUACAUAAAAUUAGAUUUUCUUAUAAUACUGCAUAAAUGACUACGUAUACUUUGUUGUGAAAGGAGCAUAAGAUCGACAGCACAUAAAUAUCACUGGUAGAAACGACUUUACUUCAGAAUCCUUGAAUUAUAUAAUCAAUUAUCAUAUAGAGGAAGAAUCAUCAAACACCUGGUGGAUAGUGUUGGUGAGUGUCUGUGGAGGAGCCAUAUUGAUAGCUUUCUUCUUUUACCUAUAUAAAAGAAUGCACCCUGUAAAAAGUGUAAGUUCCAUCCUAUUGGAAUGA
This is a messenger RNA of Paramecium tetraurelia, 3924 nucleotides long. RefSeq lists its product as uncharacterized. The record is from RefSeq and is a predicted model, not a curated record. The transcript is spliced from 2 exons. NCBI's taxonomy places the organism in Eukaryota, Ciliophora, Oligohymenophorea, Peniculida, Parameciidae.